Molecule: messenger RNA, 1740 nt
Organism: Benincasa hispida (wax gourd)
Lineage: Eukaryota; Viridiplantae; Streptophyta; Magnoliopsida; Cucurbitales; Cucurbitaceae
Product: putative glucose-6-phosphate 1-epimerase
Biological process (GO): carbohydrate metabolic process
Cellular component (GO): cytoplasm
Molecular function (GO): glucose-6-phosphate 1-epimerase activity; carbohydrate binding
Source: RefSeq, a predicted model, not a curated record
CCUCGAAACUGACACUCUUAAAACUUUAUCAGUUCUCCAGUUUCGUUUUUCGCAUUUUGGGAGCUCUUUUUUUUGUGGGGUUUGGGCUUACUUCGUCACAUGGAUAGGGAUUCUUUUGAUUUUAAUAUGCUUUAUGUUUAAAGGUUUGAAUCUUUUUUAUUUCUUUUGUUGGUGGAUUUUGGAAAAUUCGUGGUAUCAGAAACUUUCUGGUGGGGGAAAAUUUGGGGGUUUGUUGUAAUAGUGGGUGGGUGAGCUUUUUGGUUUGAAUUCACGGGAGUAAUGGUUUUUCACGAGAAAGUGUGUUGAAGGCAAGAGGGUAAAGCUUAAAUUUCUCAACUGCUUUUGAGAGAUUGCAAAUUUUUUGUUCAUCCUCUAAGUUUUUCGAUUAGAUUGCUGUUCUUCAGCAUUUGGGAGAUUGUUCAAACUUCUUCUUCUAGAGAAGGGAAGGGAAGAAAACAGAGAAAGAGAGAGAGAGAGAGAGAGAUUUCUAUUUGUUUUUCCUUUAUUAAUUUCCUCGUUGUGUUUUUUAAAUGGAUCAUUCUGGGGAAGCCAGUAACCAGAAACCAGCAGUUGAAGUUGCCAAAGACAAAAAUGGUGUGGAACAAGUGCUGCUUCGGACUUCUCGAGGGGCUUCAGCAAGGGUUAGCUUGCAUGGAGGCCAAGUUCUGUCUUGGAAAACUGAAAAAGGUGAAGAAUUAUUAUUUACGAGUACUAAGGCAAUUUUUAAGCCACCAAAAGCUGUGAGAGGAGGAAUUCCAAUUUGUUUUCCGCAGUUUGGGGCUCGUGGAAACCUUGAGGAGCACGGGUUUGCUCGUAACAAGAUUUGGAAAAUCGAUGAUAAUCCUCCUCCUCUUAAUCGGGGUGAAAUCAAGGACAAAUCCUGCAUUGAUUUGCUUCUUAAACCUUCUGAAGAUGAUCUGAAAAUAUGGCCACAUAGUUUUGAAUUCAGACUGAAGAUCUGUUUGGCAGCUGAUGGGAAUCUCACAUUAAUAUCACGAAUUCGGAAUAUCAAUUGCAAGCCUUUCAGUUUCUCAAUUGCAUUCCACACAUAUUUCUCCAUUUCUGAUAUCAGUGAGGUGAGAGUUGAGGGGCUUGAGGUUCUUGACUAUCUCGACAACUUACACGACAAACAACGUUUCACUGAGCAAGGAGAUGCCUUAACAUUUGAAUCCGAGAUUGAUCGAGUUUAUCUUAGUUCUUCAGAUCUCAUCGCGGUGCUUGAUCAUGAACGAAAGCGCACAUUUGUUGUGAGAAGGGAAGGACUUCCAGAUGUUGUGGUGUGGAAUCCAUGGGAGAAGAAAGCGAAAUCGAUUGUCGAUCUCGGGGAUGAAGAUUACAAACAGAUGCUUUGUGUUGAUGGAGCUGCAAUUGAGAAACCUAUUACCUUGAAGCCAGGUGAGGAAUGGACUGGCCGUUUAGAACUAUCCGUCAUCCCCUCGAGUUAACGACAUGUAUGUCCAUAAAGAAGAACGAUCGAACACAUUCAGGAUUCAGAUAAAGCCCUUGAAGUUUAUAAGUGGGGUAUAUGGUAAGUAAUUUUGUGUUUUGUUCUAACCAAAUAGUUGUUGAUAGUAAAUAACUGAAGGUUCAUGCUAGUUUGAUUUGUUGUUGAUAAUAGAUUCUCCUUUCAUGGAAGUGGAGAUGUUCUUUUAUUUGCCUCCCUUCAGCUAUAUUUCUUCAUUGUAUAUCAAUUGUAUGAAAGUUCUCAUAUCAAAUAUCAACUUUUUACUGUUAAAUUUU